UAGUAUUUUUAUACAGUUUCCAGACUGUUAUAUUUACACAGAGGUUUUGCUCCACUGCUGAGAGUGAGAGAGAGAGAGAGAGAGAGAGAGAGAGAGAGAUGGAUCCAGAAGGUUUCACGGCGAGUUUGUUCCGGUGGGACGCGUCGAGGACAACGCCUCAACCUCCUCCGGCGACAGCGGCGGAGGUGUCGGCGUUCGGGCUGAGGCUGGGUGGUCUGGAGGGCUUGCUGGGGGCGUACGGGAUAAGGUACUACACGGCGGCGAAGAUAGCGGAGCUAGGGUUUACAGCAAGCACCCUCGUUGGGAUGAAGGAGGAGGAGCUCGAUGACAUGAUGAACAGCCUCUCCCAGAUUUUCCGGUGGGAGCUUCUCGUCGGAGAGCGUUACGGCAUCAAAUCCGCCGUCAGGGCCGAGCGGCGGCGCUUGCAGGAGGACGAAGAUUCCUCCAGGCGUCGACACUUUCUCCUCUCCUCCUCUGCGGCGGCCGCCGCCGGAGACUCCAGCACUCACGCCCAUGAUGCACUCUCCCAGGAAGGGUUAUCAGAAGAGCCGGUGCAGCAGGAGAAGGAAGCGGAAGGAGAAGCGGGGAGGAAGAAGCAGCAGAGGCGGAGGAAGAAGGCGGAGGAGGAGGCCGGAGGAGAUGACGUGGAUGAUGACGUGGCGGCGGAGAGACAGAGAGAGCAUCCGUUCAUCGUGACGGAGCCUGGGGAAGUGGCACGUGGCAAAAAGAACGGUCUGGAUUACCUCUUCCACUUGUACGAGCAAUGCCGUGAGUUCCUCCUCCAGGUCCAGUCUCUCGCCAAGGACCGCGGCGAAAAAUGCCCUUCCAAGGUGACUAACCAAGUGUUCAGAUACGCAAAGAAGUCGGGGGCGAGUUACAUAAACAAGCCAAAGAUGCGUCACUACGUCCACUGCUACGCCCUCCACUGCCUGGACGAGGAAGCCUCAAACGCCCUCCGACGCGCGUUUAAAGAACGCGGCGAAAACGUCGGAGCUUGGCGUCAGGCGUGUUACAAACCGCUAAUCGCGAUCGCUGGACGCCACGACUGGGACAUCGACGCCGUCUUCAACGCCCACCCUCGUCUCUCCAUCUGGUACGUCCCCACCAAGCUCCGACAGCUCUGCCACGCAGAACGCAACAACAACAACAACAACAGCGCCGCCCCCGCCGCUGCCGCGUUUGGCGGUAGCGUUUGUAGCUCCGCGUCUGGCCGCGACGGUGAACGCUCGCGGUUCUAGGCUCUGUUUAUUGGGUUGUUUGAGUUGGGUCGCGACUUAAAUCCAUGCACAUCGUGGUCUAUGUAUUGUAAGAAUCUGAAUUUAUUGUUAGAUUUUAUAGUAUUUUAAAUAUGAAA
Messenger RNA from Tarenaya hassleriana, 1354 nucleotides. RefSeq names its product protein LEAFY-like. The transcript is spliced from 3 exons. NCBI's taxonomy places the organism in Eukaryota, Viridiplantae, Streptophyta, Magnoliopsida, Brassicales, Cleomaceae. The coding region runs from base 99 to 1238 and encodes 379 amino acids. Gene Ontology annotation, biological process: regulation of DNA-templated transcription. The record is from RefSeq and is a predicted model, not a curated record. Gene Ontology annotation, molecular function: DNA binding.